UCCCUGUGCCAGGGAGCGAUGGGAGAAUCUGGGCGGGGCCAAGGUGACUCAUGCCUUGACCUUCUCCAGAUCACAGGGACCUGGUACCCAAAGGCCUUUGUGGUCAACAUGCCCUCGGUACCAGACUGGAAGGGGCCCAGGAAGGUGUUCCCCGUGACGGUGACAGCCCUGGAAGAUGGGAGCUGGGAGGCCAAGACCACCCUCCUGAUUAAGGGGCGGUGCCUAGAGAAGAAAGUUACUCUGCAGAAAACCGAGGAGCCUGGCAGAUACAGCGCCUCCACAGACCACGGCAAGAAGCUCGUGUACAUAGAAGAGCUGCCCGAGAGCCACCACUGCAUCUUCUACUGUGAAAGCCAGGGCCCGGGGAAGAAGUUCCGCAUGGGCAAGCUCAUGGGGAGGAGCCCCGAGGAGAACCUGGAGGCCCUGGAAGAAUUUAGGAAAUUCACGCAGCGUAAGGGACUGUUGGCCGAGACCAUCUUCACCCCUGAGCAGACGGACACCUGUGUUCCCGAGCACGACUAGGGUAAGUGAC
Molecule: messenger RNA, 532 nt
Organism: Urocitellus parryii (Arctic ground squirrel)
Lineage: Eukaryota; Metazoa; Chordata; Mammalia; Rodentia; Sciuridae
Source: RefSeq, a predicted model, not a curated record